UUCUGGAUCUCUGAGAAGCUUCUUCAGAAGGUUUCCAGCCCCGCGUUCCCCCUGCCUGCUUGGUGUUCACACACAGCUGGAGGUUGUCUCACACACACACCACCACUGGCUGACCUCACCGUGACCCCUCCUCCCCACGACCACCGCCACACCCCCCUGAGCCCCGCCCUCCUCCUCGGAGCAACCAUGGCAUUGUCUUCCCGCUUAAAGCUGUGGGAGCAGAAGAUAAAGGAGGAGAACAAGCCGGCGGCCGCCACCAUCCCUCCACCGCCGCUGUCCGUCCUGCCUGGAGGCAUCCUGAAGCAGCUGGUCAGAGACUCGGAGAAGGAGACCAAACAUAAGGAGCCAGAGGUCAAAGAGGUCAAAGAGGAGAGAACACCGCACAAACUGAGCGACAACCUGGUGCAGCAGUUCCUGGUCCCGGAUCAGACUCCUCCGAUCCUGGAGGCCGAGAUGGCUCUGCGGGCCGAACAGGUCAACAACAGCAAACAGAAACGGUCCGGCUCCGUCCAGUCGGAUGGCGGCCUGCCGUCCCAGCGCCACAUAAUGACUCCGGACUCCGACGGACAGACGCUCUCACCAGAGCCCCCGAAGCAAAACCAACGACAGGAAAAGAAGCAAGAAGUGGCGGGCAGGAAGAAGCUGCAGGCCGAGCCGAACAAGAGGAGGACGGACGACGGGAGGCUGGUGGAAACCAACCAGAACGGGAUCGAGGAGAGACAGGAGCCAGAGGGGAGGCAAGCUGACGCAACCGUGACGGAGCAGAACGGGAAGGAGGUGAGGGACGUGUGGUACGAGGUCGGACCUGUGUGGUUCGUCCACAAGGACGGCUUCACCCGUGCCACUCAGCUGAAGCCGGAUGAAGGAACGCCUGACCUCCCGUCGGGUCGGGUCAGAGUGCGGCUGGAGACGGACGGCUCGCUCCACGACGUCACAGAGUUUGAAGUUGAAAAGUGUAACCCGCCAGAGCUGGACGUGUGUGAGGACCUGAGCGACCUGCAGUGUGUGAAUGAAAGCGGAGUUCUGCACACACUGACCAGUCGCUCCAAAGCCAGCAUGCCCCUCACUCAUUCUGGACCCAACCUGGUCAGCCUGUGGCCCCCGCUGCAGACCCCCAGCAAGACCCUGAAGACGCGGCGGGGGGAGUGUGUGUGGGACGCCCCCCCUGCUCUGGCCACGCUGGUCAAGCGGGUGUAUCUGUCCUUGGUGGGAACCCGGAGGGACCACAGUGUGUGCGCAUUGGGACGCAGCGGCACGGGGAAGACCGCCACCUGCCAGGCGUUCACACACACUCUGCUGAAACGGGCCGGAGCAGCCGGACCGAACAUCAGCGUGGAGCGUGUGAGCGCCAUGUUCUCCAUCCUGAGGUCCUUUGGCUGUGUGAGCUCCCCGCACAGCGACGCCUCAUCUCGGUUCGCCACGGUCUUCUCUCUGGACUUUAACCACGCCGGCCAGGUCUCUGCCGGACACCUGCAGACCAUGAUGCUGGAUAAAUGGACAGUGUGUCAGAAAACUCCAGGAGAAAGCAACUUCCUGGUCUUCUCCCAGAUGCUGGCGGGACUCAGCUCAGAAAUGAGGACAGAACUGCAGCUGCACCAGCUCCCUGAUUCCAACUCUUUUGGUAUCCUUCAUCCUACCAAGGUUGAAGAAAAACAGCGAGCGUCUGUCGCCUUCACCAAGCUGCUGGCUGCCAUGGAAACGCUAAGCUUCUCAGCCGGAGAGCAGAAGGCGAUCUGGCACGUUCUGGCUGCUAUUUACCACCUGGGAGCUGCUGGGGCCUGUAAAGUGGGCCGGAGGCAGUUUGUGAACUUUGACAGCGCUCAGGCAGCCAGCAAAGUCCUGGGGUGUGAGGCGGAGGAGCUGGACACGGCCGUCUUCAAGCAUCACCUGCGACAGCUGCUGCAGAAAGCCACCGGAGUCAGCAGAGAGAGGAACGAGGCCGAGGAGGGUCCCCGUCUAACAGCUGCUCAGUGUGUGGAUGGAAUGGCUGCUGGUCUCUAUGAAGAGCUCUUCACCGCCAUAGUGUCUCUCAUCAACAGAGCUCUGAGCAGCGAGCAGCUAGCGUUAGCCUCUGUGAUGGUGGUGGACGCCCCGGGCCUCAGGAACCCCCGACACUCGGCGGAGGAGCGAGGGGCCAGCUGGUCCGAGCUGUGUCACAAUUACCUGCAGGAGCGGCUGCUGGAGCACUACCACUCACACACCUUCACUCACACACUGGAGAGAUAUGCACAGGAGAGGAUUCAUGUGGCUUUCGAGUGUCCAGACAGCAGUUCUUCAGAGGUAGUGUCCGCCAUCGAUCAGUCGCCUGCGCAGGUCCGGGCAGCAGAUGGAGACCCUCGAGGUCUGCUGUGGGUUCUGGAUGAAGAGAUGGUGACGCCCUCCUCCUGUGAGAGCGCCGCCCUGCAGAGAGUCUGUCAGUAUUACAGCAACACUGUACGUCAGUGUGAGCAGCCGCUGCAGUGUGAGGUGAGCCACCUGACGGGACGGGACCCGGUCCGGUACGACCUCUCAGGAUGGUUCGGUCGGAUCCAGAACAACCCGUCUGCUCUCAAUGCCAUCACUCUGCUCCAAAACUCCACCAUAGGCGUGGUGAAGGCCAUGUUCAGCCCCAGGAUCUCCCUCCCCCGUCUGUGCCGCGGCCUGGCCGGGUUGGAGGGAGGCAGCCAGCGCGCCCUGCAGCGGAACGGAAUCAUCCGGAAAACCUUCAGCGGCGGGAUGGCGGCCAUACGCAGACACUCCCAGUGUAUAGCAGUGAAGCUGCAGGCGGACGCGCUGGUGAACCUGAUCCGCCGAGCCAGGCCGGUGUUCCUGCAGUCUGUCAGCGCAAAAUCGAGCAGCGGCGGUUUGGACGUGCCGGCGCUCAGAGUGCAGCUGCACUCCACCCAGAUCCUGUCGGCCCUGCAGCUCUACCGCACAGGUUAUCCAGAACACAUGACUCUCAGUGACUUCAGGUGCCAUUUCCAGGCUCUCUCUCCUCUGAUUAUGAAGCGUUACGCCUCCAUGUUUGUCAGCCAUGAUGAGAGAAAGGCAGUGGAAGAGCUGCUGGUUGAGCUGGACGUAGAUAAAAACAGCAUCGUGGUCGGAGCCAGCAGGGUGUUUAUGAAGAGAGGUGUGCUACAAUACCUGGAGCAGCAGAGGGAUCAGCAGGUGACCAGGUGGCUGAUUUACCUACAGGCCGCCUGUAAGGGACAUGUGGGACGUCAGAAGUAUCGCAAACUCAAGGUGCAGCAGAUGGCGGUGAGGUGUCUGCAGAGGAACCUGCGGGUUCUGAAGGCCGUAGCCGAAUGGAGCUGGUGGAAACUUUUCUGCAGGCUGCGUCCUCUGCUCGAUGUGAACAUGGACAACGAAAGGCUGAGAGCCAAGGAGGAUGAGGUAUCGGCUCUGAGGCGCCGCCUGGAGAAGUCUGAGAAGGAGAGGAACGAGCUGAGGCAGACAGCAGACAGCCUGGAGACCAAGGUUACCGCUGUGACAUCGGAGCUAAGCGAUGAGCGUUUCCGAGGCGAUGCAGUGGGUCAGGCUCUGGACGUGGAGAGGGCAGAGAGGCUUCGACUCAGCCGGGAGAACAAGGACCUGCUGGCUCGGCUGGACCAGUGUAAGGUUACUAUGGAAACCCUGGAGAAGCAGCUGGAGGAGGAGAAGCAGAAAGCUCAAGUUGCUGCAAGUCAGAGAGGAGCUGCAACAGAGGGCGAGCUGGCCAUGCAGCUGGAGUGCUGCCAGACCGAGGUGGAGUUCGUCCGCAGACGCCUGAAGCAGACGGAGGAGAAGCUGGAGACGGAGAGGCAGAGCAGACAGCAGCUCGACGCCAAGGUGGCAACACUGCAGGCCCAGCUGGAGCAGUCUCGGAGGAGCGCGUCGGAGCUGAAACGCCACUGUCGCAGGGUGACCUCUGACCUCCAGGAUGCCAGAGUACUCAGCGAUGCUCUGCAGAAUCGCAUGCACGAACUGGAGCGCAAACAGAGAAGGUUUGACAGUGAGCUGGCCCAGGCUCUGGAGGAGGCCAACAGUGAGAGAGAGCAGAAGGACAAAGCCUUGCAGGAGAACUCAGCUCUGGGUUCUGAAGUGUUCAGCCUGCGCCGCAGCCUGCAGGAGAGCCAGGCUGAGAUGAGUCGCCUGCAGAAGCAGAAGGAGGAGCUGUGCGCACAGAUCAGAGACCUCAGCCUGCCGGUCGACCUGGCCUCGGACUCGGUGCCUGACAUGAAGAAACAGAUCCGCCUCCUGGAGAGCCAGGCCAGCGAGCGAGCCGAGGAGACGAGCAGACUGUCCGCCCAGAUUCAGCAGCAGCAGCAGAUCCACAUGCGGUUCGAGAUAGAGAUGGAGAGGAUGAAGCAGAUGCAUCAGAAGGAGCUGGAGGACAAAGAAGAAGAGUUGGAGGACGUCCAUAAGUCCUCUCAGAGACGGCUGAAGCAGCUGGAGAUGCAGUUGGAGCAGGAGUACGAGGAGAAGCAGAUGGUGAUUCAUGAGAAGCACGACUUGGAGGGACUCAUAGCGACGUUGUGUGAGCAGGUGGGACACAGAGACUUUGACGUGGAGAGGAAGCUGAGGAGAGACCUGAAGAGAACCCACGCCCUGCUGGCCGACGCCCAGCUGCUCCUCGCCACCCUGGACAGCUCAGGCCAGAGCCGUCCCAACGGCAGCAAAGACCAGAUCGAACGCCUGCACUGCCAGCUGGAGGAGAGUGAGGCGAGGCGGCUGGAGGCGGAGAACACGCAGAAAGCCGUCGCCAUGGAGCUGGAGAACGCCCAGUUGGAACUGGAGAAUAUCUGCAGGCAGAAGAGUGUGGUGGAUGAACAGUUGCUGCUGCUGCAGCAUGAGAAGAUGGAUCUGCUGAAGAGGCUGGAGGAAGACCAGGAAGACCUCAACGAGCUGAUGAAGAAACACAAAGCUCUUAUUGCACAAUCCUCCAGUGACAUCUCUCAGAUCAGAGAGCUGCAGGCUGAGCUGGAGGAGGUGAAGAAACAGAGACGCUCGCUCCAAGAGGAGCUUCAGCAGUGCGUGUCCAGGGUGCAGUUCCUGGAGUCGUCCACUGUGGGGCGCAGCAUAGUCAGCAAACAGGAGGCCCGUGUGUGUGACCUGGAAAACAAGCUGGAGUUUAAGAGGGGUCAAGUCAAGAGGUUUGAGGUCCUGGUGCUGCGUUUGAGGGACAGCGUGGUUCGCCUGGGAGAGGAGCUGGAGCAGAGCGCCCAGGCCGAAGCUCGAGAGAAGGAACACGCCGGAUACUACCAGCAGCGGCUGCAGGAGAUGAGGCUGGAGAUGGACGAGCUGAGCCAGAGGGAGCAGGACAGCAGCCGCCGGCGCAUGGAGCUGGAAAUGCAGGUGGAGGAGCUCUCCACCGUGCGACAGACGUUACAGGCCGACCUGGAGACAUCGAUCCGCCGCAUCGUCGAUCUGCAGGCCGCCCUGGAGGAAGUGGAAUCGAGCGACGAGAGCGAGACCGAAAGCGUUCAAACUGCAGUGGAGUCCUUCACUCGAAAAAAAGACCUUGACUCUGUGUCCAGCGUCGGCUCUGUUGGCUCAAAGGACGUCGGAGAGGGCAUUCGCUCCCGUAGAGGCGGCUCUCCCUUCAGCAGCCAAGAUGGCCGUCAGUCUGUCACUGACACCAUGAGCACCUACAGCUUCCGUUCUUGUUUGGACCCUGACGAUGAGGGCUCUGAGGCCGGCGGUGUUGGUGGCGCUGGCGGUGCCAGACAUCUCAGCCGGGCUCCGUCCUCCUCGGCGCUGUCCGAGCUGCUGGAUGGACUCCGGAAACGCAGGGCGAGCACAGAGGUGGCGGACGGGGCUGGCAGCGCCGUGUCCCUUCCCAUUUACCAAACCACCGGAGCCUCCACUCUCAGGCGGAGGUCAUCGGCUCUUUCCCUCGGUCCGGCGGAUGUCCAGGAGCUCCGGCCUGGCCCUGGCAUCCUGAAACCGCCGUCCCCUCUGCUGCCGCGCGCUGCCAGCUCUCGCUCCGUCGCCGACUCAGAAAAGCUCCCUCGCUUCAACUCGAGCGGCUCGGCCUCCUCGCUCCCGUCCCUGCCUCGCCUCUCCUCUCUGUCUUCUUCUCUUGCCGCCCGCCAUCCUCCUCCGCCCCUGUCCAUCCCCGAGGAGGACCAAGACGAGCCCCUGCACUCGGCGGCCGCUCCCUUCCAACGCUCCCCACAGCCGCUGCGGCGGUGCAUGCUGGAGAGCGUCGCGGCUGCUACAGACGGAGGCGAGGGGUCCCUGGUGUCGGAACCCAUGGUCUUCCAAAACCGGCGUCUGACCGGCGGCUGCGACGACGCUGCCUCAGACAUCCUGCCCGCCAUCCGCAGGGCCCAGUCCACCAGCAGCCUGGCCAGCUCUAUCAGAGGAACCAGGAGGGCGCUGAGCGUCCACUUCGGAGAGCUGCCCCCAUCCACACGCAGCAGGAAGAGCUCUGAGACGGAGUCGUCCAGUUCAGGCGGGUCAGGGGGAAGCUCCCAGGGCAGCGGGCCGCGGCGGAGGCUGGAGCGACCGCAGGGACAGAGACUGGAGGCGGAGGGGAGCGAGGGGGGAGACGUGGCUUCAGUCAUGAAGAAGUACCUGAGGAAGGAGGUCGACUAAUGCAGGCCAGCCUCCUCGUGUGUUGGCUUCCAGCUGUGAGCUUCAAAGAGACUUGCAGACCACAGGAUGCUGAAUGAAAUGCUUUGGAAGUCGACGCUGAUGCUUUGGACUCGUCAUCCGAAUAUUAAAGCCACAGGGAAAACAAAAAAACAAAAAAAACACGCUCUCUGUAUUUUCAAAUAUGUUCUGUUUGUAUAUGAUUAAAAAUGAAUGAAUAAUUUU
Messenger RNA from Xiphophorus maculatus (southern platyfish), 6780 nucleotides. It is a transcript of the gene myo18b, whose product is annotated as myosin XVIIIB. The record is from RefSeq and is a predicted model, not a curated record. Gene Ontology annotation, cellular component: myosin complex. The transcript has 44 exons. Gene Ontology annotation, molecular function: ATP binding; protein binding; cytoskeletal motor activity. Bases 187 to 6558 code for a protein of 2123 amino acids. Lineage: Eukaryota; Metazoa; Chordata; Actinopteri; Cyprinodontiformes; Poeciliidae.